CAAAUUGAGCGCGGCUAAACGCGGCGAAGUAAACAUGCAAACAGAUGGACGAACAUAUCUGUUACCUGCGCAGGCAAAGAAAAAGAACACUGGCUUACAUUCACAAAUAUCUAACGCGUAAACCGCAGUUUAACCGAGUCACCUACCGAUAAGAGCUGCUUACCGGGCAGAGGUGAAUCCGAUUACUCGAGGUAUUUUGUUCUCAAAAAUCGAAUCGAAUGAUAAACCCAACAAGCGUUCAAUGAUCGCGAAUUUUUCUUGGAGAAUGUGGUUGAUAGUGUGGAUAUUGAAAGACCGGUAUCGUGAAGGACUGCAACAAGGCUGAAAUUCAUGUAGAAAAUAAUCUUUUAUCAGGAAGAUACGUAGAUUGAUUACCGCUCUAAUCAUCUUCGUUCGCGCAUGUUUGUGUGCGCGGGUGGUGAUAUUGUUCCACGAUUGUACUUCAUAUCAUUGUUUCCUGUGAGCCAUCGUGGAGCGGAACAGUUGCUGCUGACCAGACAAUGAGAAAGCGCACGUUUGAAAAAUUUAUCCUGGUCUGGUGUCUGAAGAUCGAACGAGUAUUGAACGAAGAUUAAGUCAACUAGAGGUGUUACGUUACGGUGGGGUCGGAAUUUCCGUGGGUGGUUGGGGCAUAGGAGAGGAGAUAUGGCGUUUAACUGUUCUCUCUGUGGGCUCAGCCCUCGGGCCACCAUCAUCGUGGUGGGGACGAUAUCAUUGUUGUUUUCAGGAGUUUAUAUAUUCUUCACUACAGCCGGUAUUUUAGUACAAAACUGUCAAAUCGACAUGACUACCACGCCAGGAAAAUCUACGAUUUAUCUGUAUUAUUUACGAUCAUCUCAAUGUGAACGAGUCAGCCUCUACGAUCUUGGAUUUGAACAAGUUCCACCCGAGCUACACAUCUACAUCCCCGAUGUUUCAGCUGCCGCGAAGAGAACGUAUAUUUUCUGCAUGGUUGGAGUAGUUUUGUAUGGACUUUGGUUUGUUUCAUCAAUAUUUAUGAUCGGAUCAACUUGUACUCCUUGUAUGGGAAGGUUUUGCAUAGCUUUUGGACUUUAUCCCUACAUUGUUAUAUUGUUUGCGGUGCUCAUUUUCGAUGCUGUAGUUUUCGUUUUUUAUUUCAUCGAUUUUAUAAACAGCUUUAACCUCGAUUCCGUAAUAAAGCUGCUGGAGAUCGAGUAUCAAGGUCACAUCCAAGAUCUGUUCAUUCAAAUUGAGUACGUUCAGCUUGUGGUCCCCCCUCUGCUUAUGUGGUUUGCAGCAAGUAAAGGCGUUAUCGGAUGGAUUAUCUUUCUGUUGCUAGGUUUUGUAAUGAUUGGAGUCGCAGGCCGACUGUGGAUCGAGAACAAACCAGUUCCUUCAUACAACACAGCUAUGCAAACAACAAGCUCGAUUUCCGUUGCUCCGGGUCCAACCGAAUUCACAGAGGGUCAGAAAACAACCAAUGUUGAAUUCUCUAGCGCGGAUGCCCGAUACAAAGAUCCAGCAAGACAGCCAAACGACAACUUGACAUAUGCCGAUAUUGCACCUGUCAUCGUUGACGUUCGACGGACAGUCGAACCUUUGAAGGGUGGCCAGGACUCUUCUCAGCGUGAAUAUUCAAUUCAAAGUAGCCAUUCAGAAGGAGCUCCAAAUCCGCUUAAACCAAAUUCGACAGUCAACCCUUACAUUGACAAACGUUUUUCGUAUAUACCGGGGAAUCCCCAACCUUUUUCAUACCUCGCCGGACCUCCUCAGCUGAACUCAAGGAACUCAUCGAGCGUGCCUGAGGUUCGGAAUCAACUACCUUGGACAUACUUUCCCAGCUCGGAAGAUCUCGCCGCAACGAGGAAAGCUGCUGCGACUGUAAAGGACCAAAAGGAAAACUCGGACGAUGAUCUGAGUUCGGGAAUAUCCAAACAAGUAUCCUACGAUGACCGUUCCAGCGAUGAAGGAAAAUGGAGCGGACCCGAGUAUAGGUAUUGACACAAACCAGAUAGGCGAUCCGACGACCGCGGUAUCGAAGGGUGGAUUAUUUCUGUAAAAUAUGUAAAUAAUUGUUAAGAUCUACUAGAUGCACUGUGAAACGAUGCACACGCCAUUUGCAUAUGGUUGUGACAAAUAAAGUGAUACUAUCAU
Messenger RNA from Toxorhynchites rutilus septentrionalis, 2115 nucleotides. RefSeq lists its product as uncharacterized. Lineage: Eukaryota; Metazoa; Arthropoda; Insecta; Diptera; Culicidae. The record is from RefSeq and is a predicted model, not a curated record. Bases 646 to 1962 code for a protein of 438 amino acids. The transcript has 6 exons.